This is a messenger RNA of Clupea harengus (Atlantic herring), 3315 nucleotides long. It is a transcript of the gene gria1a, whose product is annotated as glutamate ionotropic receptor AMPA type subunit 1a. The record is from RefSeq and is a predicted model, not a curated record. Lineage: Eukaryota; Metazoa; Chordata; Actinopteri; Clupeiformes; Clupeidae. Gene Ontology annotation, molecular function: ligand-gated monoatomic ion channel activity. Gene Ontology annotation, cellular component: membrane.
AGGAGAGAGUUGCAGCUGUUCGCAGAUAUUCAUUUAUUCCGUGGGUUCGCGUGCAUGGGGGGAAUGCGUCACGCGGGGAACAUAGAGACGGUCUUUGUGACUUGUGCCGACACUGAUGUGCGCGAGGUGGAAUGAUCACCGUGGCAGGAGGCUUUGACUGUGUCCGAAUCCGAACAUAAACGCGCGUGUGUCUGGGAAUAAAUGCCCUGCUCCGUUCUUUCUCGUGCAGGUGAGUUGUUCCACAAGAGCCGGGGGUCUGCCCGUGAGCGCGUGAGUGACAGGCUAUUCUUCGCGCGUCCUGUCUCUUGGGAGUGGAGGUUGGGCGGCGCGAGCUGAUCCGUUCACUUCAGACGGGGACACGCAGCAUUAGGUGCGCGUGGGAGCGUGGAGGAGGGCUUCGCCAGUCGCUCUCCAAACACAGAGGAGGUCUCGAGCUUGGGAGUGGAGGAGAAAGACAGGCGUUAGCAGAGCGUGAGACCUAUGCAUCGGAUUUGGAUUUUGUUUCUUUGUUCGCCACCGGAGCGAUGCUGCGGAGCCUCGUGCUGUUUUUCAGCGUGCUGCGCGCUUGCUGCGGAUCAAGUUUCCCGAGCAACAUCAACAUAGGGGGGCUGUUUCCCGCGGACUCGCACGAGUAUGAGGCGUUCCGCUUCGCGCUCUCACACCAGCAGGAUGUCCCCAAGCUCGUGCCGCAGGUGGACAUGGUCAAAAGCGGGAAUAGCUUCUCCAUGACGUAUGCAUUCUGUUCUCAGUUUGCUAAGGGUGUGUAUGCCAUCAUUGGUGUGUAUGACCGGCGGACCGUGAACAUGCUGAUGUCAUUCUGCGGAGCGCUGCAUGUGUGUUUCGUGACGCCCAGCUUCCCCGUGGCGGCGGCCAAUCAGUUCGUCAUCCAGCUCCGGCCUCAACUGCAGGGGGCGCUGCUGAGCGUCAUCGAGUUCUACAGGUGGACACGCUUCACAUACCUGUACAGCUCUGAUUCAGGUCUCACAGUGCUGCAGCGGGUGUUGGACAGCGCGGCGGAGCGUGGCUGGCACGUGGUGUCUGUAAACGUGGAGAGCGUGUCUGAAGCCUCCUUCUCCAAACUCUACCAGGACCUGGAGACACACAAGGAGGGACACAUCAUCAUCGACUGUGAGAUGGACAGACUGGCAUCUGUUCUGAAGAAGAUUGUGGAACUGAGGAAAAAUGUGAAGAGCUUCCAUUACAUUCUGGCCAAUCCUGGCUUCCUGGACAUCGAUCUGUUGGAGUUUAAGAAGGGCGGGGCCAAUGUGACAGGAUUCCAGCUGGUGAAUGGGGAGGAGCCUUCUGUUAGCCACGCCCUCCAGCAGUGGCUUCAGUUUGAGACGAAAGAUGCCAAAGCACCUCGAAAGGGCCUAAAGUACACUGGAGCCCUGACAUAUGACGGUGUGAAAGUGAUGGCAACAGCGUUCCAGAAUCUCAGACGACAGCGAAUAGAUAUCUCUCGCCGUGGCAACGCAGGAGAGUGUCUGGCCAAUCCCCCCGCACCCUGGGGACAGGGCAUUGACAUCCAGAGAGCUCUGCAGCAGGUCCGUAUUGAUGGGCUAACAGGUCACAUCCAGUUUGAUGAAAAAGGCCGAAGGAUCAACUACACACUGGGAGUGAUGGAGCUGAGAGCAGCAGGACCGAAGAAGGUAGGGUACUGGAAUGAGAAUGAGAAGUUUGUUCCUACCUCCUUUCCACCGGGGACCAAUGAGACCAACGGCCUUCAGAACCGCAGCUACAUCGUCACGACAAUACUGGAGUCUCCCUACGUGAUGCUAAAGAAGAGUCAUGAGCUGCUGCAGGGCAAUGACAGGUACGAGGGCUACAUCGUGGAGCUGGCGGCCGAGAUCGCUAAACACGUGGGCUACCGCUACGACCUCCACAUCGUCUCCGACGGCAAGUACGGAGCCAAAGACGCCGACACCAAGCAGUGGAACGGCAUGGUCGGGGAGCUGGUGUAUGGGAAGGCGGACGUGGCCGUGGCCCCUCUGACCAUCACGCUGGUGAGGGAGGAGGUGAUCGACUUCUCCAAGCCCUUCAUGAGUCUCGGGAUCUCCAUCAUGAUCAAGAAGCCCACCAAGUCGAAGCCCGGCGUCUUCUCCUUCCUCGACCCGCUGGCGUACGAGAUCUGGAUGUGCAUCGUGUUCGCCUACAUCGGCGUGAGCGUGGUGCUCUUCCUGGUCAGCCGCUUCAGCCCCUACGAGUGGCACGCCGACGACAUGGACGAGGGGGCAGGGCCUAAAGACUGCCAGACGACGCCAGGCGGUGCCUCCUCAUCGGGUGGUCCACAGCCGGCCACGCCCACUCAGGAACAGAGCAACGAGUUUGGGAUCUUUAACUCUCUGUGGUUCUCACUGGGCGCCUUCAUGCAGCAAGGCUGUGACAUCUCACCCAGGUCUCUGUCAGGCCGUAUUGUCGGGGGUGUGUGGUGGUUCUUCACCCUGAUCAUCAUCUCCUCGUACACGGCCAACCUGGCGGCGUUCCUGACGGUGGAGCGGAUGGUCUCGCCCAUAGAGAGCGCCGAGGAUCUCGCCAAGCAGACGGAGAUCGCUUACGGAACCCUCGACGCAGGCUCCACCAAAGAGUUCUUCAGGAGGUCUAAGAUAGCGGUGUUUGAGAAGAUGUGGUCCUACAUGAAGUCGGCGGACCCGUCCGUGUUUGUGAAGACCACGGACGAGGGCGUGAUGCGCGUGCGGAAGUCGAAGGGGAAGUACGCCUACCUGCUGGAGUCGACCAUGAACGAGUACAUCGAGCAACGCAAACCCUGCGAUACCAUGAAGGUCGGGGGGAACCUGGACUCCAAGGGGUACGGCAUCGCCACGCCCAAAGGAUCCAUACUCAGGAGCCAUGUGAAUCUGGCGGUGCUGAAGCUGAACGAACAGGGCCUCCUGGACAAGCUGAAGAACAAGUGGUGGUACGACAAGGGCGAGUGCGGCAGCGGCGGGGGAGACUCCAAGGAUAAGACGAGUGCUCUGAGUCUCAGUAAUGUGGCUGGAGUGUUCUAUAUUCUGAUUGGUGGAUUGGGUCUGGCUAUGCUGGUGGCCCUGGUGGAGUUCUGCUACAAGUCCCGUGCGGAGUCACAACGCAUGAAGCAAUCCAUAGAUGCGGCGCUGCGCUGCUCCGGCCUGGGCGUGCUGGGCGGAGUCUCGGGCGUCGGGGGGAGUGGCGACGGGGAGAACGGGCGGCUGCUGGCUCCAGACUUCCCCAAAGCCAUGCAGAGCUGCAUGAGUCACCCAGCGGGGCUGAGCCUGGGAGCCGCCGGGAUGUGAAGAGCACAUUUAACACACACACACACACACACACACACACACCCUC